UGCUUUUGGCAAACGUCAUGGCUUAGAGCAUAAGAAAGCAAAACUCUGCAUCUAUUGCUAUAUAAAUCUUUGUUCAAGGUUCACAAUUGAACCACUGUAGCUGAAUAAUCAUUUCCUAGUUACCCUAUUCUUUCAGAUAUUCGACAUGAGAUUGGUUUCAUGGGGACUAUUAUUACUCUUGGUUUCAUGCACAACAUACUCAUCAACCGCUCUGGGGAAACCUGAGAACAACAUAAAAACAUCUGUUUUUUUAUCACCCAAGUUUGAGCUAGGUCCAGGGUCAGUUGCAAACAAAUUUUAUUUUGAUGUUGAUUUUCCAAGAGGCCAUAUUGCACUCAAAAGUUUCAAUGCUGAAGUGGUUGAUGAGGCAGGGAAAUCAGUACCUCUGCAAGAAACAUAUCUCCAUCACUGGAUUGUAGUAAAGUACCACCAACCUAAGAAUGUGUCACACAAUAACAACCAAACAGAUAUUGUUGAACUGAGAAACAGUGGGUUGUGCCAGGAAGAUGUUCUUGGGCAGUAUUUUGGGCUUGGAUCUGAAACAAGAGGAACUGCCACUGAUAUUCCAGACCCUUUUGGGAUAGAAAUUGGAAACCCUUCAGAAAUUCCAUAUGGUUAUGAGGAGAAGUGGUUCUUCAAUGUGCAUGCCAUUGACACAAGGGGUGUGGAAGAUAGGAUGGGGUGCACUGAGUGCAGGUGUGACCUAUAUAAUGUUACAAAGGAUGGGAAUGGAAAACCUUUGAGUCCAUAUUACAAAGGAGGUUUGGAUUGUUGCCCUGAUAAUUCCCACUGCAGGUUGAAGAAAGGCUUCAAGGGUCCAAAGAGAAGCCUAUAUCUGAGAUACACAGUGAAGUGGAUCAACUGGGAUAACUAUGUGGUGCCCCUUAAGAUUUAUAUACUUGAUGUGACUGAUAUUUUGAAUGUGUCCAAAGGAAUGAGUCCAAAGCAUACUUGCAAGAUUGAGUAUCAGGUUGAAGCUUGCAGCAAAGGCUACAACAGUAGUAGUGCUUGCAUUGAUGUAAGGAAAACAAGCCUCCCAAUGCAAACUGGUGGUUAUGUAAUCUAUGGUGUUGGUCAUGUACACUCAGGUGCAACUGCUUCAACUCUAUAUGGACAGGAUGGGGGAGUGAUUUGUUCUUCAAUACCAAAAUAUGGAAAUGGAAAUGAAGCAGGAAAUGAGAAAGGGUAUGUUGUAGGAAUGUCCACAUGUUAUCCUAAACCAGGUUCUAUCAAAAUAAAAGAUGGUGAAACCGUAACUCUAGAGGUUAGAUACAGCAACAGCCAAAUGCACUCUGGAGUAAUGGGGCUUUUCUACAUCUUGGUGGCAGAACAACUUUCAUAUUAACACAACCUUUGAAAUUUCUGUGUCUUAAUGAUACCUGUGAUAUCAUUUUGGAAGUGGAUCCAAGACACUAUUCUAUCAUAUCUAUAUGAAUAAGUGGAAUAAAAUAAAGGUAGCACUGUGAUUUGUAAUAUAA
Messenger RNA from Vigna unguiculata (cowpea), 1478 nucleotides. RefSeq lists its product as uncharacterized. Lineage: Eukaryota; Viridiplantae; Streptophyta; Magnoliopsida; Fabales; Fabaceae. The record is from RefSeq and is a predicted model, not a curated record.